CCACAACCGCGACUGAAGAAGGGGGGCCGGAACAGGAAGUGAGGCGCGUUCACGUGAGAAGGGACGAGACAGCGGGGACGAGAACGAGCCGAAACCGAAAGUGCUCGGGAGUGUUCGCCGGCGCGAGACGCAAUCACGGAACUGGCAGUGCGGGUCAUGAUACAGACAUGGCGAGAAAACUGACUAUAUUUAUAUGCGCUUUUUUCGCGUUUUUACCGGUGAACUGUCAGGAGGGGAUUUUACAUGUCUCUGGUGGAUCUCAGGAGAAAGAGUACUGCCUUGUCUACAAUUCCUCCUUUUCUAAUAUUUCAGCGUCUCUAAAUGACGCCAUUAAAUACCAACUGGUGAACCUGUCGUCCAGCUUCCUGUGCAAUAGCUCUGGUAUACAACCCAAUGAGCUGAAGGGGAAAGCGGUGGUGGUCAUGAGGGACAGCUGUACUUUCAGCCAGAAGGCCCAGGUGGCUCAGGACUUGGGAGCCACCACCAUCCUCAUUGCAAGCAACAAAGCCUUGGUAACUCCUUUUAUCAACGACACAGAAUACGGUCAAGUUAAAAUUCCUGUGGCACUCAUGCGAUACAGAGACAUGGAAGAUGCAUUCAAGACCUUUGGGGACAAUAUGUCUGUGAGACUGUAUGCCCCACCAACGCCUGUAUUUGACUUCAGCAUCUUGGCCAUACUGUUCAUCAGCAUGUUCACUGUGGGAAUGGGAGCAUUCUGGAGCGGAGCUGUUGAGAGGGAAAAGUUGAAUACUGCCCCAAUGGGUGGAGAUUCCAGAGAAAGGACUGACAGCGGCGAUCUACCUCUCUAUUCCCCGCUGAAAGUCAUCUUGUUCGUGGCAUUCAUGUGUGUGGUACUGGUUCUCAUGUAUUUCUUCUAUGCAUAUCUCGUGUACGUGACCAUAGUCAUUUUCUGCAUCGCCUCUGCAACAGCAUUGUACAGCUGUUUUGAUGCCAUCAUGGAGAAGCUUGGCUGUGCGACCCUCAGCUUCUCCUGUCUGGGUAAGGGAUGGUCUGGGAGGAGCUUGUUGUUGGCUUCCCUCUGCAUCACCGUGGCAGUGCUGUGGGGAGUAUAUCGGAACGAGGACAGGUGGAUUUGGAUUCUACAAGAUUUAUUAGGAAUUGCUUUCUGUCUGAAUUUCAUGAAGACGAUCACAGUGUCCAACUUUAAAAUCUGUGUGAUCCUUCUCAGUCUGCUCCUCAUCUACGACGUCUUCUUCGUCUUCAUCACACCUUUUUUGACAAAGGAUGGCCAGAGCAUCAUGGUAGAAGUCGCCUUGGGUCCAGGAUCUGUUGCAGAAAAGAGUGGAGGAAAGAUGGUGACGGUUCCUGCUGUGCCCACAGCCCCCUAUGAGAAACUACCUUUGGUCAUGCGAGUGCCGCGGUUUUUGGCGCCAAACCUGUGCAUGAUGCAGUUCUCCAUCCUGGGCUACGGAGACAUUAUCGUUCCAGGCUUGUUGGUGGCAUACUGCCACAGGUUUGAUGUGUGGACCAGCAGUCCCAAGAGGAUCUAUUUCAUGUCCUGCACUAUAGCCUACUUCUUGGGCAUGGUUGUGACUUUUGUGGUCAUGAUCCUGUCCCAGAUGGGCCAGCCAGCCCUUCUGUACCUCGUGCCUUUCACGCUGCUCACCAGUGCCGCAGUCGCCUGGCGACGUGGGGAAAUGAAGCGCUUCUGGUCCGGUACUGCAUAUGAAGUGUUGGAUACAUCAAGGGAGCCAUUAUUGCAAGAUGGAAGAUCUGAACAUGACAGCAAUGGAAGAAAAUGCUGAGUUUUCUAAAAACUCCUCCCCUCCUUUUCAAAACUAUUAGUUUUUAUGUAACUGGAAGUUACAAAUGAACACAGAAAAUGCCUUUCUAUGAUCACUUGUCUAGCGCAGUAUUUUAUUCAAUACUCCACUGAUCUUCCUUUCGUUAAUAUUUUGGCGUGAGAAUUCAGAUGAAUAUAAUUAUUUCUUCUGUGAGAAUUCAGAUUAUUAAAGCAUGAUGGGUGACACAACUGUAAACUUAUCCUUUGGAAUGUAUUUUAAUUUUACUGACAAUAUGAUUAAAUUAACACUUCAUGCACCAGUUGGUUGUUUUUUUACACUGCAGACUGCUGUUACUGUUUUUCUAGUUAUUUUUCUCAUUAAAGGCUUGUGUACCUACCUUAA
Molecule: messenger RNA, 2147 nt
Organism: Brienomyrus brachyistius
Lineage: Eukaryota; Metazoa; Chordata; Actinopteri; Osteoglossiformes; Mormyridae
Gene: sppl2a
Exons: 17
Coding region: 168-1766 (532 amino acids)
Biological process (GO): membrane protein proteolysis
Cellular component (GO): lysosomal membrane; Golgi-associated vesicle membrane; lumenal side of endoplasmic reticulum membrane
Molecular function (GO): aspartic endopeptidase activity, intramembrane cleaving
Source: RefSeq, a predicted model, not a curated record